AUGGGGUUGCAGACAGGGACCAACCCAACCAUCGCUGACAUCGCUACUGUCUCCAUUGGUGGCAAUGACAUUGGCUUUUAUAACAUUUUGACGGCAUGUGUACUCUGGGUUGGUGGAAACUGGGCUGGAGACUGCGACACAGAAGUUGCUAAAGCUAAUGAGAUACUUGCCAGCCCGGAUCUCUCCACUAACAUUACGUCCGUAUUGAAAGAAAUCAUUGACAAGAAUGGCAAUGACGCCUUCAAGGUUUAUAUGACAGGCUAUGUGACUUUUUUCAACGAAGCCACACCCCUCUGCGAGAGCUCAUCGUUCAGAAUAUGGAAUCCUCAUUACGACAAUACCCACAAAGAGAAAGGCCAGCCAUGGCUAACGACAGCUCUACGGGCACAGCUAAAUGGUGUAGUCGUGGCUUUGAACACGAUACUCAGCCACAUCACCAGCUCUGUUAACGCUUACUAUGGCAACACUCAGAGAAUCGUCUUCGUAGAUCCAAAUUCUGCUUAUGCCGGUCAUAGAUGGUGCGAAGAUGGCGUGUACGAGCCAGACAAUGGUAGACUGAAUACCUGGCUCUUCCUUUCUAGUACCCCUGAUAACAGUCUUCCCGACGAUCCACUUGGUGCUUUGGAAUCUUACCAACAAGAGCAAUCGGAGCUGGUUGCCGGACCUGAUUUUCCUCUGCCAGAUCCGACUACGUGCAGAGAAACCUUGACACAAUUCAAUUCACUUGUCCGUAGUGACUGGUAUGAGAACAUGCUGUGCGAUAUUUCCAUCGCUACUUCAAGCGCCUCGUCCUUCGAGUACCAAGUCAUACAAAAAGAAGCCAUGCAGAUUCAACAGGGUAAUCUCACGAAGCUACGAAUUCCGUGGUAUGUACCAACCAGGUUGGCGAAGACUUUCCACCCAAAGACUCUUGGCCAGCUAGCGUUUGCAAAUGAGAUCAUGGCGGUGUGGUGA
Messenger RNA from Letharia lupina, 954 nucleotides. RefSeq lists its product as uncharacterized. Bases 1 to 954 code for a protein of 317 amino acids. NCBI's taxonomy places the organism in Eukaryota, Fungi, Ascomycota, Lecanoromycetes, Lecanorales, Parmeliaceae. The transcript has 3 exons. Gene Ontology annotation, biological process: triglyceride catabolic process. The record is from RefSeq and is a predicted model, not a curated record. Gene Ontology annotation, molecular function: triacylglycerol lipase activity.